Molecule: messenger RNA, 4025 nt
Organism: Fundulus heteroclitus (mummichog)
Lineage: Eukaryota; Metazoa; Chordata; Actinopteri; Cyprinodontiformes; Fundulidae
Product: zinc finger protein 157
Exons: 4
Coding region: 454-2394 (646 amino acids)
Cellular component (GO): nucleus
Source: RefSeq, a predicted model, not a curated record
AGUGUUUGCGCAGAUGCCUGAUCAAAAUCCAGCCCAGAUCCAUAAAUAAAUGAUUUCCAGACGGAGACUGGAGUUCCGAUGGCCUGUAACGCCACUAAUAAUCCAGUCUGGCAGAACCAUACCCGGCUAGAAUGGGAGCUGAUCUGCCUGGCUCAUUUUAAAGAGAGCAGAAAUCAUGAAGAAGGUGGAUUUUAUUCAGCACUGAAAGCCUGCCUUUAGAGGGCAAACUGCAGAGGAAUCAGCUCGUAGCCAGCAAGCCACAGGAUGCUGGUGGACACCAAACAGCUGACUUUGUGCAACGCUAAUGUUUGAACAUUUGGAGACUGACGAAGAAAUCUCAUCUCAUCAGGAAAACAUCUUAAUGGAGUCGACCUUUUUUUGAAGUGUAUUUAGAGAAGUGGACACUGGACAGUGGAUUCAGAAUACCAAGCAGGAUAAGCACAUCAACCGAAAAUGGAAAGCCAGGACUCCAAAACGCAAUCUAGCUUUAUUGAAUUUGUAAAGAAAGAAACUCAAGUGAUUCCUGGGCAGCAGCUGUUGGUGGUUAAAGAAGAGGUUCGCCAUGACUGGAGCUGUAGUCUGUAUCCGCACGACUCAAAGCCACCCCACAUGAAGGAGGAAGUGAAGCUUAAUGUGAAAAAUGAAAAAGAGAAACCCGAGUUCCCAGUGUGCAGUCACAUCAAACCCGAAGACAAGAAAAGAGAACCUCCAACGUGCAGCUUAGCUGAACAGAUGGAAACAGAACCUGGUGAAGAGGACUGUGGAAAACCAGAACCAGGCAGGAACCCCAGUCCUAUAUGUUCUUUUCAAGAGAGUGAGGUGACAAUCCACCAAACAGAUCAGCAGCUGUUGGGGAUGAAACGAGAGGCUCCCCGUGACUUGACCUCUGAUUUGAAUCAGAAGGAUCCACAGGCCCCCCACAUAAAGGAAGAAGAUGAAGAACUGUGGAUCGGUGAGGAGGGAGAGCAACUUCUUGUGAAGAUUGUAGAUGAUGAGAAACUUAGUUCAUUAUCAGAAAAUUAUCGUAUGAAACCUGAAGAGAGCAGAGAGACAAGUGCUCCAAGUAAGAACUCAGCUGUACAGAUAAAAAAAGAACCUGAUGGAGACUGUGGAAAACCAACACCGAGGAGGAAUCCUCGUCCAAAUACACGUAUACAGUCAAAGAAUAAUGAAAAUGCCUCUGACUCUUCUGAUACUGAAGUCAGUGGUGAAGAUGACAAUUGUGUGUCACGUCGCUCAGUAGAUAAGUCUUCUGGCUCUUCAGUUAAGAAGAAACGUUCUAGAAAAAAGCAAAGCUCUGACACUCAAACUGGAGUCAAAGCUGAGAAGAAAUCAUUUGCCUGUGAGGAUUGUGGUAAAACAUUUCCCUAUCAGUGUCAUCUCAAAUCGCACAUGAGACUCCAUACUGGGGAGAAACCAUUUGCAUGUGCUGAUUGUGGUAAAACUUUUUAUCAGCAGUAUCAACUUAAUUGUCAUAUGACAGUGCACACAGGAGAGAAACCAUUUUCUUGUGAUUUUUGUGGUAAAACGUUUCCCUAUCAGUGCCAUCUCAAAUCUCAUUUGAGACUCCAUACUGGAGAGAGACCGUUCGCCUGUGGUAAUUGUGGUAAAGCAUUUACAGAGCUGAAGGAUCUUAAACGGCACAUGAGAUGCCACACAGGAGAGAAACCGUUUCAAUGUGAGGUGUGCUCCAAAAAAUUUAGCCUGAAGGGAGCUUUAAAGCGACACAUGAUGAUCCAUAAUGGAGAAAAACCAUUUGCAUGCACAGAUUGUGACAGACACUUCAGAUUUAAUGCUGAUCUACAAGCACACAUGUUAACCCAUUUAGGAAUAAAACCAUUUGCCUGCGCUUAUUGUAAUGCAAAAUUUACUCGAAAAGGAAGUCUUCUUCUGCAUGUUCGGCACCAUACUGGGGAGAAUCUGCUAACCUGUGAUAUUUGUGAAGAGAAAUUUGUCCGAAAAUGUGAUCUUGACAAUCAUAUGCCAGUUCACUCAAGAGCACAGAGGGUUCCAUCUGGAAAUGAGAAUUUUGUCUGCGACGAAUGUGGGAAAAGGUUUGUUGAGAAGUCACGUCUAACAAGACACAUGAUUACUCACACAGGAGAAAAACCAUUUAGUUGUGAUGUUUGUUGUGCAAGGUUUUCACGACAGGAACACGUGAAGAGGCACAAAAUGACACGCCACAGUAUGAUCAGGUCAAGUGAAGAAACAAAAAAUUACACAGGAACGCAAGAAGAGACACAAAAUUACACAGAAUCGCAAGAAGAGACGCAAAAUUACUCAGGAACACAUGAAGAAGCACAAAGUUACACAAGAAUGUGUGAAGAGACAAAAAAUGAUGCAGAAGUACAAGAAGAGACUCAAAAUUACACCCCACAAUACAUGAACAUAUGAGGAAACAGAACAACACAAAAAUGAAGAGACACAAAGUUACACAGCAACACACAAAGAGACACAAAAUGGUGGCAAAACAAAUUCAUACCCCUCAGUUCCAGUUUUUCAGAGAGAAGGACUUGAUGGUCCAUUGUUGUAUUUCUUUUGUUGAGACAUUAGUGUUGGAUUCAAAUAUUGAGGGGAAGACUUUUUGGUUUGAGAGUGAAUGCUGGCCAGACGAAAAUCUGCAUGACAAAGAUUUUUUUUGAUGAUGUACAGGUUAAGAUCUUUGUUUCUGUCUUUGACAGUCUGCCUUUUUUUAGUGGUUUGCUGACACCUGCUUUGUAACAUGUACUAACCUUUUGACUUCUCCUUAAAGACUGAAUUGUAUUGCCUAUAUAAUUAUUUCUAACGUUAUCUCUAACGUCUUUUGUAAUUAGACUAAAAUUUCAUUUUAGAUGCUAGAAGAAUGAGCUGAUGUCUGUCCUCAAACCCUGUAAGUAUAAACCUAAGCCAGCCUUUCCUUCAUAAAAACUGAAUUUGGCAGGUAAUUUAUUGGUAUUAUGUUUUUCUAUAAUAUUAACAUUUUUUUUUUUUUUUUACUUUUGCCUGAUAGAGGACUUAGCUGUCUGUUUUAUAACAAAGUAUAAAACAGAACUGACUUCUCCUCGUUUAAGACUGAACUUUGUUGGUACUAAAUGCCAUCAUCAUGUUUUCUACAAUCUUUGUAAUCCAGUUUAAGUUUUUACUUUAAGUCAGUAGAACAUUUAGUUUGUUCUGUAACAUGAUAGUUUAAAGAUAAACUAACCUUUCCCUAACAGCUGAACUUGACUGCUAACAUUAUGUGUUUACAUUAUUUAGUAAAAUCCCUAAGCAUGUUUAGGUCACUAUCUUUUUUUGUUACAAGAUUAAGCUAAUGUCUGUUCUGUAGCAUAGACGUAUAAACCUCAACUGAACUCAUCUAAGAUAUUUCUAAAGUCUUUGACGGGUUAACUUUUAAAGUUUUUACUGUUAAAAAUAUUUUUUUUGCUAUUAGAAGACUGGGUAAAGGCGAGUUCUGUAGUUUGGCUGUGUGAAAUAUUUAUCUGUAAUGUCAGCUAUGAUGAGCUUUGUCUGGGUCUAGUUGAUUGUCUUGGAGUUCACUAGAACAACGGGAGGAAAUUCUACUUUGUUCUUCAAAUUAAACAAAGUCAGUAAUCUGUAGUUGCACCUGUAGGGAUAUUGUUUCUGUGCCUUCAACUUGUGAUUAUAGAUUAGAUCCAGGGUAAGAGGUCCUGGUCUUUCCUCCAACCACAACACUCUCAACAGACUGAAAUCUAAAACAAGUGGAAAGGAAAAACAUUGCUUUAUAUUGGGUUAGAAACUCCUUUUAGAUUAGAUAUGGCUAAUAAUAUGAAUUGACUAAACACUAAUGCCACUGAUGUGCCUUUGUUUUGUUUUUUUUUUCAGCAGAAGUUUUGUUCUGUUUAGGUGAUUGCUGUGCUAUUGAUUUUUGUCAUACUGCUCCAUCUGAUUUUAUGACUGUUUUGACUUUUUUUUUUAAAGUAGCCUAUAAGGUACUAUGUAGCUAGCAUCUCUUUGACCAGACUCUGCUGCUGAAAUCUGUUAUGUGUGUUCCUCUUUGUGUAGACACAUUAAACAUUUAAAGGCCA